AGUCGGCAACCAAGUAAUAACAGCUGAAAAAUCCGCAUUGCAACACCCAGCUCAUACAUAUCACCCGCGGCAAUGGCAUCCACCAACAGCUGGACCUACGAGAUCGAGUCGUCGGUCGCUGCGCCGCGUCUGUUCUGCGCCGGCGUCAAGCACUGGCACGUCCUGGCCCCCAAGCUCGUCCCCCAAAUCGUCGUCAGCGCCCACUCCGUCGAGGAGGACGAGGGCAGUAUCGGCAGCGUCGUCGUCAGGCAGUUCGACUUCACUUCAGCCAUGCCCUUCAGCCUCCUGAAGGAGAGGAUUGAGUUCCUGGACGCCGAGAAGUGUGAGUUCAAAUGGACCCUCAUCGAAGGCGGCGGCAUCGGCACGGGGAUCGAGAUGGCAACAUCGCACGUCAAGGUGGAGCCGACUGCCAACGGUGGGAGCGUGGUAAAGGUGGACUCGUCGUACAAGUUCCUGCCUAGCGUGGAGGUGAAUGACGAGAUCACCAAAGCGAAGGAGUCUGUCACCGCCAUCUUCAAGACCGUUGAGGCCUAUCUCAUCGCCAACCCGCAAGAAUAUACUGUUUAAACGAGCACCAACGGUGAUGUAUGAUGUUUUUUGUUCAAUAACCUCACCCGAGGCGUGCACUGUGUGACGUGUGACCGGUUAAAAAUUACUCCCUUUGAUUCUAAAUUAUUGAAGCAAACUUGCCCAAAUAUGAAUGUAUUUAUUCUUAAAAAGCGUAUAGAUACAUGUAAUAUUUCGACAACAAUUUAGGAUCGGAGAGAGUACUAGUCUGAUCAAAAUUUGUGCAAAUUUAAUAAAGUUUGAAGACUUUUACUA
Molecule: messenger RNA, 822 nt
Organism: Brachypodium distachyon (stiff brome)
Lineage: Eukaryota; Viridiplantae; Streptophyta; Magnoliopsida; Poales; Poaceae
Product: pathogenesis-related protein 1
Exons: 2
Coding region: 73-567 (164 amino acids)
Biological process (GO): abscisic acid-activated signaling pathway; defense response
Cellular component (GO): cytoplasm; nucleus
Molecular function (GO): protein phosphatase inhibitor activity; abscisic acid binding; signaling receptor activity
Source: RefSeq, a predicted model, not a curated record